Molecule: messenger RNA, 379 nt
Organism: Penicilliopsis zonata CBS 506.65
Lineage: Eukaryota; Fungi; Ascomycota; Eurotiomycetes; Eurotiales; Aspergillaceae
Exons: 2
Coding region: 88-333 (81 amino acids)
Source: RefSeq, a predicted model, not a curated record
AAAAAAAGCUUCAGGAAGCUACAACAUAUCUUACACCACAUUUCCCCCGGUUUCUUGCACGUCUAAAGCUACCAUUCUCUCUAUAUCAUGAAGACUGGCAUUCUCGCUCUCUCCCUCGGCCUCCUGGCCAGCCAAGUGCUUGCCUGUGCCACGCUUGGCGAAACCUGUAGCGAAGGCGCCAAAAAGAGAUGUGUGUGUGAUGAGGGCUACCUGGCCAUCUGCGAGGCAGUUGUAGAUGGGGAAUAUGUGGAGUAUAUUUGGAUCAGGGGAAAGAACUGUCCAGUGCCGGCUGAUGGGGGGGUGCAGUGCGAGAAUGGUGCCUGCACCUCUUAACUACUCUAGUUAUGUGGCUAUAGCUCACUAAUACUAUAGUUAAAAG